This is a messenger RNA of Papaver somniferum (opium poppy), 669 nucleotides long. Its product is annotated as dehydration-responsive element-binding protein 1D-like. The record is from RefSeq and is a predicted model, not a curated record. The coding region runs from base 1 to 669 and encodes 222 amino acids. Gene Ontology annotation, biological process: regulation of DNA-templated transcription. Lineage: Eukaryota; Viridiplantae; Streptophyta; Magnoliopsida; Ranunculales; Papaveraceae. Gene Ontology annotation, molecular function: DNA-binding transcription factor activity; DNA binding. The transcript has a single exon.
AUGAAUCUUGGAAACUUGCAUGAGUAUUCGUCUUCAUCGGACAUGGAGGAAACUCUCCAGAAUUCAGUAUCAGCACAGCCAUCAGUGUCGCAUAAGAAAAAGGCAGGGAGAAAGAAGUUUAAGGAAACUAGACACCCAACUUACAGAGGAGUAAGGGAAAGGAAAAAUGAUAAAUGGGUUUGUGAAAUUAGAGAACCCAAUAGCAAAUCAAGAAUUUGGCUUGGUACUCAUUCUACCCCUGAAAUGGCAGCUAGAGCUCACGACGUUGCUGCAUUAGCUCUCCGAGGGGAUUUGGCCCCGUUGAACUUUGAAGAUUCUUUAUGGCUGUUACAUCGUGCGAAGUCAUCGUCCCGCAAAGAUAUUCAGUGUGCCGCUGCCGAAGCUGCUCACGCUUUCCCACUCCGUUGUUACCCUAAACCAUCUUCAAUUCCGAAUAAAUGGCCUCAUGGUGUUACGUCUAGACUAUCUAGACUGGUUGAAGAGGCCGAGAAAGCUUCCAAUAAUUCAUCGAGUCCGGCCACGUUUUAUGAUGAUGAGGCAUUGUAUUACAUGCCAGCACUGAUUGCCAGCAUGGCAGAAGGUAUGUUACUUGAUCCACCACAAGAGGGUUACUAUUUUGGUGACGUGGACUGCAACAUGAACUCCGGUUUAUGGACUGAUACAAGUUGA